Molecule: messenger RNA, 936 nt
Organism: Peronospora matthiolae
Lineage: Eukaryota; Oomycota; Peronosporomycetes; Peronosporales; Peronosporaceae
Source: the annotation of a GenBank genome assembly
AUGGGCGGCGAGUGUGCCCCGGACCAUUGCCGGGAGUGCGGAAGCGCGGACGUGGUGACGGACUUUAGCGCAGGUGACGUCGUGUGUCGCAGCUGCGGCAUGAUCCUCGGUGAGCGCAUUAUAGAUGAUUCCCCGGAAUGGCGGACGUUUGCUAAUGAUGAUCGAGGUGGUGACUCGGCUGCGAAAUCCAGGGUCGGCGACGUCGCGGACGCACGGCUAGACAGUGUCUCGCUGUCCACGUAUUUGGUGGACACAAAGAAAGCUGGUGGCGGCAGUUCGAGUGCUGGGGCUGAGCCUGGCGGGAAACACAAGCGACCGAAUGUCUCGUCGGAUAGUGCCAAAGUGAGGAAGAUGCAGCGCAACAUGACGCGGAUCCAAGAAGUUGCGGACUUUCUGACGCUUCCGAAGAAGAUUGUCGAGGUUGCGUUGGACGUGUACGCUGAAGCGGAGAGACAGGGCGUCAAUAUGCGAGGACCCGAGCGGGACAGUAUGGUUGCUGCCGUGUUGUUUAUCGCGUGUCGAAAAGCUGGCAACGCGCGCUCGCUCAAGGAGUUUGAAGACGCGUCGGGAGUUCCAAAACGACGGAUUGGCAAGUCGUUUAUGAGCUUGCAACGUCGUCUAGAUCUGGAGGUCAAGCAGGCGACAACGGAAGAGUACGUGCAGCGCUUCUGCUCGAGACUUGGUCUGCCGAGUAAGACGCAGAUGAUUGCGCAUGCAGUGGCGAAGAAGGCAGAUAGUUUGGAACUAUCGAAUGGACAACCACCUGUUGCAGUGGCGGCUUCAGUGAUUUACCUCGUGGCCGCGUACACGAAUUCGAAGCGGUCGAUCCAGGAGAUUAGUGAUGUCACGAUGAUUGGCGAGAAGAGCAUGAAGAAAGUGUGCAAGGAGCUGAAUAAGAGUCGCGUGGUGCUUUUUGAAGGUGUGGUGAUGACGUAG